AUGAACAGCGAGUACGACUAUUUAUUCAAGCUACUAUUGAUUGGUAAUUCCGGGGUUGGUAAAUCCUGUUUAUUAUUAAGAUUUUCUGAUGACACAUACAGUAACGACUACAUCUCCACUAUUGGAGUUGACUUCAAGAUCAAGACAAUUGAAAUAGACGGCAAGACCGUGAAGCUACAGAUCUGGGACACUGCAGGCCAAGAACGGUUCAGAACCAUCACUUCUUCAUACUACCGUGGGUCUCACGGUAUCAUCAUUGUCUAUGAUGUGACAGACCAAGAUUCAUUCAACAGCGUCAAGAUGUGGCUGCAAGAAAUCGAUCGUUACGCCACCUCUAGCGUGUUGAAGCUAUUGGUGGGUAACAAGUCAGACUUGAAAGAUAAGAGAAUUGUCGAAUACGACGUGGCCAAGGAAUUUGCCGAAACCAAUAACAUGCCAUUCUUGGAAACCUCUGCCUUAGACUCCACCAACGUGGAAGAAGCAUUUUUAACCAUGGCCAAGCAAAUCAAGGAAUCUCUUUCACAACAACAAAAGGACGAAAGAGGCGGCAACGGUGGCAACGGCGGCAACGGGUCCGACAACGUCAACUUGAAGGGCCAAAGUUUGAAGAACCAAUCUUCCGGAUGCUGCUAG
This is a messenger RNA of Henningerozyma blattae CBS 6284, 633 nucleotides long. It is a transcript of the gene YPT1, whose product is annotated as Rab family GTPase YPT1. Gene Ontology annotation, molecular function: GTP binding; GTPase activity. NCBI's taxonomy places the organism in Eukaryota, Fungi, Ascomycota, Saccharomycetes, Saccharomycetales, Saccharomycetaceae. The record is from RefSeq and is a predicted model, not a curated record. Bases 1 to 633 code for a protein of 210 amino acids. The transcript has a single exon.